This is a messenger RNA of Dentiscutata erythropus, 888 nucleotides long. Lineage: Eukaryota; Fungi; Glomeromycota; Glomeromycetes; Diversisporales; Gigasporaceae. The record is from the annotation of a GenBank genome assembly.
AUGACAUCUAUACCAAUUAUUGAUCAAACUGAAGUUGAGAUUGUAAAUGUUUUAGGUGCAGCUGAUGAAUUAUGUCUUAAUGUGCUCGUUGAAGCUUUACAAGAAGUAUUAAUUGAACGUAAGCAUUUAUGGAUGGACAAACAAUCAAUACUACGUCCUUGUAUUCCGUAUAUUAGGUGGCGUCACAUUCCGGCUGCUGAAUUUAGAAAACAAGUUUCAAUAUUUAAACGUCUAUUACCAGAUGAAUUACAUGAUCCUGAUGUUAAUGGUUCACAAGCAUUUUAUGUGUCUCCAAUUUAUUCUACUGUAGCAUCACGAAUUCAAUCCGUUUUGAUUAACCCAGAUCAAGCAGCAAGAAUUGCAAGUUGGAUUGAUAGAUUAGAUAUUACACCGUUAGAAAAUGGUGAUAAAUUAUACAAGUCAUGGCAUAUUCCAUAUCAAUUCAAACUUGUAGUUCGAGGAAGCCGUGAUCAAAAGUUUCUUCAACACACUUUAACUUCUAAUCAAGCCGUAGUUAUUAUCAAGCCUUCAAAUUCAUCAGAAAUUCUUGGUGGUUAUAAUCCAUUGAGUUGGAGUAAAAAAUCAAUUUCUUCGAAUAAAGAACCUCAAAAUACAGCUCCGUUAAAAGAUAGUUUCGUCUUUAGUUUGGGGAGUGAUGAAAAAAGUGAUAUAUUGAGUAGAGUUAUUGAUCCUAAAGAUUCAAUUUAUUGUAAUGUUUAUUGUUCUCCAGUAUUUGGUAAAGGUGAUUUAUUCCCUAAAGGUCAUUUCGAGAUUGGGCAACCAUGUGGAUGUAAACAAACUAGCUACGAAAAACCUUUAAGGCAGAGCGCUGAUCAAUUUAUUAUUGAAGAAUUUGAAGUUUUUCAAGUUAUAAAGAAGGAAUAUUAG